UCAAAGACAUUCUAAGGUUAUUGUGACUUGUUCACUUCUAAUAAAUAAUUAAAUAUUAGACUUUUUUUUUGCAAUUUGGGUUGAAAUAGCCAGCCAAAUACCAGAAGAGUAUAUCCGGCAUUGUAUGCUUUUUGAGUUUCGCAAGAGUAGUAACGCAACAGUUGCGACCAAAAACAUUUACGAUGUUUCUCCAAGUGCAUUAGACGUUCAUAAAUGCCAAAGAUGGUUCUCUAAGUUCAGAUCCGAUAAUUUUGAUCUCUCUGACUUCUAUCGAUCAGGAAGACCAACAACAUUAGACAACGACAUGCUAAGGGCAGAAGUGGAAGCAAAUCCAUGUCAGACAAUCGAGAAACUCUUAAACACCCUUAAUCAACCUUGGUCGACCAUCUAAGAACAUUUGCAGGAAAUUGGAAAAAUAAGCAGAGCAGGUGUUUGGGUCCCCCAUAAUCUGUCCGAAAAGAACAAAGCCAACCGAUUCAUCACAUGCAACGUAUAGCUUCAACGGCACCAUACAGAACCGUUUUUUGAUCGCUUGAUCACUGGAGACGAAAAAUGGGUCCUAUAUGAUAAUUCAAAACACAAAAGGCAGUGGCUCUCUCCAAAUGAAUCACCACGAAGUACUGCGAAGCCGGGUUUACAUCCCAAAAAGGCGCUUCUGUGUGUUUGGUGAAGUAUACGCGGAAUUGUUCAUUUUGAAGUGCCGAAAUCUGGACAAACUGUUAAUGCAGAUCUUUAUUGUGAACAAUUGGAUCGAGUGAACUAAUCUUUAAUCGAAAAGUAUCCGGCGAUUGUCAACAGAAAAAGCGUUAUUCUGCAACACGAUAAUGCAAGACCGCAUUGUGCAAGACGAACCUUGGAAAAAAUUAAUGAAUUGGGGUAGGAGGUACUGCCUCACCCAUCAUACUCGCCCGAUAUCGCAUCCUCGGAUUUCCAUUUAUUUCGAUCGCUACAACAUUUUCUUAGUGGCAAAAAAUUUGAAAAUUU
Messenger RNA from Vespa mandarinia (Asian giant hornet), 984 nucleotides. Its product is annotated as histone-lysine N-methyltransferase SETMAR-like. Gene Ontology annotation, cellular component: site of double-strand break; condensed chromosome; nucleus. Gene Ontology annotation, molecular function: single-stranded DNA endonuclease activity; single-stranded DNA binding; histone H3K36 methyltransferase activity. The record is from RefSeq and is a predicted model, not a curated record. Gene Ontology annotation, biological process: replication fork processing; double-strand break repair via nonhomologous end joining; DNA integration. NCBI's taxonomy places the organism in Eukaryota, Metazoa, Arthropoda, Insecta, Hymenoptera, Vespidae.